This is a messenger RNA of Sphaerodactylus townsendi, 2692 nucleotides long. It is a transcript of the gene CCNL2, whose product is annotated as cyclin L2. Bases 55 to 1668 code for a protein of 537 amino acids. Gene Ontology annotation, cellular component: nucleus. Lineage: Eukaryota; Metazoa; Chordata; Lepidosauria; Squamata; Sphaerodactylidae. The record is from RefSeq and is a predicted model, not a curated record. The transcript is spliced from 11 exons. Gene Ontology annotation, biological process: regulation of transcription by RNA polymerase II. Gene Ontology annotation, molecular function: cyclin-dependent protein serine/threonine kinase regulator activity.
AAGAGGCGAUCUAGUCAGUGUGAGGUGAAUCCGCGACGUCGUCGACGAGACAAGAUGGCGGCGGCGAUAAUGGCGGGCGGCGGCAGCGGAGGAGCGGCCGUCCUGACGGGGAUGGCGCCCGGCCCGGGGUCGUCGUCGUCGGCCUUCCCCGCCGGCGUCUGCCCGGCUCCUCCUCAGCCGCCUCCUCCGGGCGCCGUCCGUAUCGGCGACCGGCUCUACUCGGGGGUCCUCAUCACGCUGGAGAACUGCCUCUUGCCGGACGACGCGCUGCGCUUCACGCCUUCCAUGGGCAGCGGCCUGGAAGCCGAGACCGAAGCGCAGCUCCGUGUGACCGGCUGCGAACUCAUCCAGGCCGCCGGCAUUCUGCUCCGGCUGCCUCAGGUGGCCAUGGCUACAGGGCAGGUGUUGUUCCAGCGUUUCUUUUACACAAAGUCGUUUGUGAAACAUUCCAUGGAGCACGUGUCAAUGGCCUGUGUUCAUUUGGCUUCAAAAAUUGAAGAAGCACCACGACGUAUAAGGGAUGUGAUUAAUGUAUUUCACAGACUUCGGUAUCUGAGAGAGAAAAAGAAGCCCGUGCCUCUAAUACUGGAUCAAGAAUAUGUAAACUUGAAGAACCAAAUCAUAAAGGCCGAGAGGAGAGUUCUGAAGGAGUUGGGGUUUUGUGUGCACGUCAAGCAUCCUCAUAAGAUAAUCGUUAUGUACCUUCAGGUAUUAGAAUGUGAACGUAACCAACACCUGGUCCAGACGUCAUGGAACUAUAUGAAUGACAGCCUACGGACAGAUGUCUUUGUGAGGUUCCACCCUGAGAGCAUUGCCUGCGCCUGUAUCUACCUUGCUGCUAGGACCCUGGAGAUACCCCUUCCGAGUCGCCCUCACUGGUUUCUACUCUUUGGAGCAACAGAAGAGGAGAUUCAGGAGAUCUGCAUAACAAUCUUGCAAUUGUAUACUCGAAAAAAGGUGGAUUUGGCUGUUUUGGAAAGCAGGGUAGAGAAGAAGAAGCUGGCCAUUGAAGAGGCCAAAGCCCAAGCAAAAGGCCUUUUAACCGAUGGAACGCCCAGUUUGGAUACCAUAUCAGGAUUCUCUCCUGCCCCCAAAACUGAAUCUCCAAAAGAAAAUAAAGGCGCCAAGCCUUCCCCACUUGCUGUACAGGUGAUCAAAAAUACCAAAAGGAAAAUGGAAGCAAUGAAGAGGGUGAAGUCCAACAGUCCGGUGAAUGGUGUCCAGAAAGGCAGAGAAAGCAGGAGCCGGAGUGGAAGCAGAGACCCAAGUUAUUCCAGGUCUCCUUCGAGGUCGCCAACACCAAAACAAAGGAAGAGCGAGAGCUAUUCCCCCUCAAGUGGCUCCAAAUCUCACAGCCGCUCGAGAAGCCGCAGCGACUCUCCCCCACGGCAGUUCAACCACAGCAGUUCCAGUUACAAAGGCUCCAAGGUGAGGAGCUACAAAAAGGCCCAGAGCUACAAGUACGCCUCCCCCAAGCCGCGGAAAUCACGCAGCAGGAGCUCCUCACGGUCCCGGAGCCGCUCACGGGAGCGUUCCGACCACUCUGGGAAAUACAAGAAGAAGAGCCACUACUACAGGGACCAGCGGCCCGAGCGGCCCCACUCGUACGAGAGGCCGAGUCACCGCUACGACAGAGACCACCCAGGCCACAGCCGGCAUCGGAGAUGAGUGGCGCCAGCGAACAGCCGAAGGAAGCCCCUCUUCAUUCCGGAUUUGCUGGGCGUGUCUCAUCAUUGCAGUCGGAGGAUCUGUGAAUUCAUCCGUCUUGACAGUAUUGAAAUGGGCUUGUGUUGAAAUCAGGUCCAUUUUAGCUCUUCUCUCUGGUACUGUGGAGAGGUUGUGCUACUUCCUGGAUCUUUCAUCUGUUCUUAAUAUCGGACUGGAGAUGCUGCUUUGCACUGUAGGAACGGGAAUCGUGUUCUGAGAUCGUUUGACUCUUCGGAGAGAGCCGUCUUCGCACAGGCUGUUGACUUUGGUGACGUCCCUUUCCCCAAAGCAUCUUGGAAGCACAGCCCUUGUGACAUUGAUUGGUGCUAACAGUAGUCUGUCUGUCUCUCUCUCUCUCUCUCUCUCUGUUUUGGGGCUUUUUGCCCACAACGGACAGGAUUGCAUUGUAUAACACAAGGUGAUGAUUUGAUUUUUAGAUUCGAUGCCUAUAUUAGGCAGAUUUUUUUGUACAUACCCGAUGUUGAACAGUAAGGACAGAGAAAGGCCUUAAUAUAAUCCUCUAAACUUUACCCACAGAUUGCAAAUGCAUUGGGGGGGAGGGGAGCUUGCGACCUACAUAUUGAAUAUUCAGAACUUCAGAUUCCUCAACUGAAGACCUGCUUUUUUUGUUUUCCUUUUGCAUUAAAGAACUCUGUGGAAAUGUGAAAAGUAUUUAGAUUUUGUGUGUCGAAAGUGGUCUGUUUUUUUAAACUGGUGGAAUGCCUGGUGCUGCCCACCGGCUCAGGACUUUGGGCCAUUUUCAUAUAAUACAGCAUUUAUGUGGUUUAGAUAAAACUCUCUACUCAGGAUCUUUAAAAAAAAUGCUGAAAAAACCGAUCGCUUGUCCAUGCUUUGCUUGCUUAAGAGAAAGGUGUUUAUAUUAAAAACAAAUGUACAUGGCGCAGGAAUAUCCGUUUUAGUGGUAUUACCGGAGCCUGUUCUCCUUUUCCCCAAUUUCAUUAAAGUAUUUGAUUUUGUAUUUAAA